Molecule: messenger RNA, 5180 nt
Organism: Apis cerana (Asiatic honeybee)
Lineage: Eukaryota; Metazoa; Arthropoda; Insecta; Hymenoptera; Apidae
Gene: Btk29A
Product: tyrosine-protein kinase Btk29A
Biological process (GO): intracellular signal transduction; protein phosphorylation
Molecular function (GO): protein binding; protein tyrosine kinase activity; ATP binding
Source: RefSeq, a predicted model, not a curated record
GAGAGUGGAGCUCGUGCAAUAAUAAUAUCGAGAAUCACGCGGCAAUAAAGCUUUCUACGGAAGGAAAGGGCGGGAAGGAAGAUUUCCCCGAUGGCGUUUCCCAACGGUUAAACUCUCGACCCGAAAGACGAUUUCUCGAUACGUUGUGAAGAAUCGUCGCGAUUCGACCCUCUCGAUUCGACGAAUAUCGAUCAUCCUCCGUCCAUCCAUCAGUUUCCAUAAUACGAAUGCCGUCUCCUUCUCUCGUCGAUCCUCUCCCUCCAACUUUUCUAAGACAGAUCUAGGGGAGGGGAUAUCUCUCUGGUCAGGUUAGUCAACAAUGGAUCCCCAUCACGUGAUGGAUACGGAGAGGAUAAACGAAUAACACACUCGAUUCGAUGACAAUUUCCUUUCUGUCCUAGCGAAUUCGAUGCAUCGUAUAUUUCUCGUUCUUCGUUUUCGAAUUCUUUUUUUUUUUCUUUCGUGUACAUUUAUUUGUGUAUUUAUUCAGAAGAAUAAGAAGUAUAUAUAAAUUAUCGUACGAAGAUUCAUAACCUCGUAAUUGUUUGUUCGGAUGAAAUGUUGUUGAUUUAUAUUAAUAUUCUCGAUCCGUUGUGAUAAUUCCGUCGUGUCUUACUUAAUUUCCUUGUGAAAUAUAAUCAUAGGCUCGGGCUUUCGAUGAAUGGAAAUUUUUCAAAGUAUUGUUUCUCUCGAUUACAUCUCGACGCGUAUAUUGGAAUUUCCAAGACAACUUCAAUUACCAUAUGCAAUUAUUUGUUCUCAAAGAUAGCCUGGUAUAAUCGUUGCAGUCGCGCAAUUAUCGUAAUUAUUUUAAUUCCCUUGUUUAAAUCCUUUCUCAUUUCUGUGAUAAAUUAUCCCAUUAAAAUAAAAACAACGAUCUUGUCAGGCGAAUUUCGUUCAAAUGGUUUGCGAUUAAACAAAAAAAAAAAAAAAAGAAUCUUCGCGUAAUUGUCCUGGAUUAAACGAAUUAAACGAAUUGAACAAACGAACACGCCUAUUAAAACCUUAUGUAUCCACACAUUUACACACACAUAAAAAAAUGAAUGCCAUAAAAAAAAAGAGAAAAGAAAAAUCAGCGAGUCGAGCGAGAAAGCACUCUCUCAUCAACGCGAUUUGUCAAAUAACGGAUAACAAAUCCCUCGUCAUCAAUUUCAAACGUGUCCAACGAACGGGCCACGGCCAUAAAACGUAACCGGCCGACUGUAUUUUUACGCCUCGAGUUGUCGAGCAACGAUUCGAGAGAAAAACGAAAAAAAAAAAAAAGAUGAAAAAUGGAAACGAUAUCAAACAUUCGGUAACGAGCGAGUGAUAAUAUAUUCGCAUUCGUUCCACGAUCGACCACGCGUGUGUCGAGAGAAAGAGAGAGAGAGAGAGGUGUGCACACCGGAAACGGGUCACCUGUCCACCGUUUCCAGCUUCCGUGUCACCUCUGUCGAUGGAAGUUUCGCGUUUCUGGCCAACGUUUUACCGGCAGAACAGAGCAAUUAAUCCUGGACGAUUCUGUCGGUCGAGAUUAAUCCUUUUAUUUCAUUCGAAGGGGGGAAGGGAGAUCCAUGGCUCGUCAAUUUUUGCGAUUAAUGCAUUUUAAUGCAUCGAGCCUCCCAGCUGAACAUCCUAAAAUUCAUCGGUUUACGUGGAUAAUCGAAUAAAAAUGGAGCGUAAUAUGGUUCCUUGUUUAAGCAUGGAGUACAAGCUUCUUCUAAUUCUUCCAAUUUCGUGCUAUGCAAUUUUCGAUAUUUUCAAGUUAAGAAAAAUGAUCGAAAUAAUACAAUUGGAAGAAAAGUUAUACAAAUUUCAAUCUCUCGCGUCACUCAACUCCUAGGAAAAAACCCGAAGAGAAGCCAUCGCUCGAUAUCGAGGGAAAAGAAGAAGAAAAAACAUCCUCGUUCAAAAAAGAAAGAAGAAAGAAAUAACAAAAGAAAUCCGCCAAAGAAGAGGCUCGCGUAAGUAGAAGAAAAAGAAGAAGUAGAGGAAGAAUAAAGAGAGAAGUAGCAACUUGUAUCCAUGAACUUAGCACACACUCCAUAGAGUGGAGCAGCAGACUGCUUCCGGUAAUGAAACUCGACGUGAAGAGGAAGUUCGGGAAGAGAGAAGGGACGCGGCCAGCCAGCCAGCCAGCCAGCCAGGCACGCACGUGGGGACGUUGAACGGUCUAAGGGAUGCUGGAGGGGAUGCAGGAGGUUGAGGUCGCAUUGAUUUUGUCUAGACAGGGUGGAGACUAGCUGUGGUAUCGUCCUUCGCUCACCGUUGAUAUUCCGCCAUCCACGGGCUUGGUGCACGCACCUGCACUCCCGCUUCCCUUUUAUUCGCCCUUCUCACGAUCCCAACUCGUUUCCUUGCGCCAGAAACGGCACCAGUCUUUCCGCCCACGUGUUUCGGUAAACCGUUGUUGUAUUUGAAUCUCGAAUUCGAGUCUCUUCUCUCGAAUCAUUUUGGUUUGAAUUUUGCUUCCGUUUUCCCCUCUCCCUUUCUUCUCUUUUCUCCUUUCUUAACGCAAGUAAGUUUCUUUUCUUCUUUCUCCAGAUCGGAUGUUGUUGUAAGGAGUUGAGAGAGUUGAGAGCACGUGAGAGGUGAAGUCGCGCGGGAGUGUGAUUCGCGUGCAAGUGAAAGGGUUUUUCUCGCGGUUUCGCUCGGUGGAAGAUAGCAUCUUUGAAAAAGUGGCGUGGAAGGAGGUGUGAGAGGAUCUCGAUGGCUGGAUUUGGCUGGAUCAUGGAUCCGAUGGAGUUUCUGGACGCGUUCCGGGACCCCCUCGACUCCAAUAAUGCCAGGGGGGACACCUGGGACCCCAUCUUCUAAAACCAAGGACAAGAUAAUGAUGAGAACAAAGGUCGUAGUAGCUCUGUAUCCUUUUCGAGCGAUUGAGGGUGGCGAUUUAUCCCUCGAAAAGGGAGCAGAGUACGAAGUGCUAGAUGAUUCUCAGGAACAUUGGUGGAAAGUCAAAGAUGAACAUGGAUCCAUUGGUUAUAUUCCGAGCAAUUAUGUCAAAGAAAAAGAACUCCUGGGCCUUCAAAAAUAUGAAUGGUAUGUGGGUGAUAUGUCUAGACAACGUGCGGAAUCAUUGCUUAAACAAGAAGAUAAAGAAGGAUGCUUUGUUGUACGUAAUUCGUCUACCAAAGGACUGUACACGCUUUCCCUCUAUACGAAAGUCCCACAUCCUCAUGUGAAACAUUAUCACAUCAAGCAAAAUACCAGAGGAGAAUUUUAUCUAUCUGAGAAACAUUGCUGUGGUUCAAUACCCGACUUGGUUAAUUAUCACAGACAUAAUAGUGGUGGAUUAGCUAGUCGACUGAAAACUAGCCCUUGUGAUCGCCCUGUACCACCAACUGCUGGUCUCAGUCAUGACAAAUGGGAAAUUGAUCCAGCAGAAUUGCAUUUAUUAGAAGAACUUGGUUCUGGACAAUUUGGAGUAGUGCGAAGAGGAAAAUGGCGUGGAUCUAUAGACGUUGCUGUAAAAAUGAUGAAAGAAGGCACAAUGUCUGAAGAUGAUUUUAUAGAAGAAGCUAAAGUGAUGACGAAACUUCAACAUCAGAAUUUGGUUCAAUUAUAUGGUGUUUGCAGUAAAGAUAGACCAAUAUACAUUGUUACCGAAUACAUGCGACAUGGAUCUUUGCUCAACUACCUCCGUCGUAAUGAAGCAACUCUAGGAGCAAAUGUUGGUCUUCUUUUAGAUAUGUGCAUACAAGUUUGCAAAGGCAUGGCUUAUCUGGAAAGGCAUAACUAUAUUCAUAGAGAUCUUGCUGCACGCAAUUGUUUAGUUGGUUCAGAAAAUGUAGUAAAAGUUGCAGAUUUUGGAUUGGCAAGGUAUGUAUUGGAUGAUCAAUAUACUAGUAGUGGAGGCACCAAAUUUCCAAUCAAAUGGGCACCUCCAGAAGUGUUGAACUACACUCGCUUCAGCUCAAAAUCAGAUGUCUGGGCUUAUGGAGUACUCAUGUGGGAAGUAUUUACGUGCGGAAAAAUGCCUUAUGGACGUCUAAAAAACACUGAAGUCGUGGAAAGAGUGCAACGAGGUAUUAUAUUAGAAAGACCUAAAGCCUGCUUCAAAGAAGUCUAUGAGGUAAUGCGAAAAUGUUGGGCUCAUUGCCCAGAAGUACGACCCUCUUUUCGCGUGCUGAAGGAACAGCUAAUAAGCGUGUCUCAAGGUCUGCUCAAUGAUUGACUCAACCUUCUACGGUGUAUGCGCCUAUCGUCGCCUUCGAAUCGAUCAAUACAGGCGGCAAAAUCUCCAUCUCUUGAGCGAUCUCCCUCGAUAUUACCAUCUUCUAAUUCGUCGUCAUCUUAUAAUUCAGCAACAUUACCGUCAUCGCGUAAAACACGUGCACCCGCCUCUUUACCGCCCUCGGUCGAUUUUCUACAUCUCUCGUCAUCCACGUGCAAAACGAAGAAAGAAGGGUCAUCUUCACCGAGUACACCUGGCCACCAACCUAGUCAACCAUCAUCAAGCUCGUCAAACGUCUGUGACAUUUGCAGUUCCUACGGACACCCGUGGAUUGAAAUUUGCAAGGCGAUACGAGCCACUAAAGGCAAAUAAAAAGUUGUGUGUGUGUCUCAAAAGUAUGUGUGUCGAUUUCAACGAUUGUAUUAACGCAAGCUUACAAAACAGCAGAAGAGAAAAACCGAACAAAAAAAAAUUAAUAUUAACACGACAUUAUUUGAUCCUGCAUUAUUGCAAAACUCUUCCACUAUCCUAUAUUAUCCCUUAUCUCUAUCCUUUUACUAUUCUUUAUCUCUUUCCUAUCUAAUUAAUCCUAACUUCCUGAGAUCUUUAUUAUAGAUAUUUUAGAUGUUUUUUUCUCAAUGAACAAAAAAAAUGAUCCGAGUGCGUGAUAUUAUUAUGUAUUUCUCGGAUAUUAGGUUUUUCAAUCAUUCUUUCAAUUCCUAACUAUUCCCUCGUCCACCAUGAGUUUCAGAGUAUCUGUUCCAUGCAACGAUACGAAUGCAUUUACAAAUAGAACAGUAGUAUUUAUUAAUUAUCCUUUAAACAGGAUAUAAUAGUAAGUUGUGAUUUUUCUGUAGACAUGUACUGUCCUUUUGUUAUCAACUUUUUAACAAGAACAGUAAACGUAACUUCACAAAUGAGAAACAUUAUUUCUGCUUGAUAAGUGAAUUUAAUAAAUGAAUGUCUCACUUGUGUAUUAUAUAUUAUGACAAUUUAAUAAAAUAGAAUAAAGAAAAAUAAAACA